AUGGCGCUAACGAGUAGCACCCGGGAGUGCAGCUUGGCGACACCGUCAAAUUGUAAAGCGACCAGCAGCAUGGGUCUCAAGGUUGUCCAAAUAAACCUGCAGCACUCGCGGACUGCAACGGACAACCUAACCGUUCUCCUGGCGGAGGAGUAUGUCGACAUCGCAUUAAUCCAGGAACCCUGGGAUGUGACGGCUGUGGAGGUAGAAGCCGCCGAAGGCGUCGGCAUCAUACUGGCUUCCAUCUACAUGGCACAUGAUCGGCCAGCACCACCCGAGGAGGCUCGUCGGCUUGUGCGUGAAGCUAGACAUAAGUACCUGCUACUCGGAUGCGAUGCCAACCCAAGGCACUCUCUAUGGGGCAGCUCGGAGAUGAACGAACGAGGUAAACGUCGCGGCUCUACUCCGGUUUGCGACUGCACCUCCUCAGACUCCGAAAAGGAUGUUGUGUCCGAGAAACAAACACAAAAGAUCAAAAAUAAAAUAUCUGAAGUUUGGAAAUAUUUUAAGCGGUCCGACGACAAAAAAUUUGCAAAGUGCCUAAACUGCGCAAAAGAAUAUAAAACAAGCGGAAACACUUCGAAUUUGCGGGACCAUUUAAAAAGAUUUCAUCCAGAUUUAAAAGACCACGCACCGGAUUCUAGCACAACUACACUUGCUGAUAACGACAACACAGCAUCUACAAGCAGCAGUUGCAGGUCCAGUAUGCGCUCUAUGGACUCGUAUUUGAAAAGAGCCGUAUUCUACGAUGCAAACAGUAAGCGAAAGAAUGAUAUUGACAGAGCCCUAACCGAGAUGAUAGCCAAAGAUGUGCAGCCAUACAGUGUCAUCGAAAAUGAAGGCUUUAUAAAGUACACGCAAGUCUUGGAUCCAAGGUACAAGCUUCCAAGUCGAACGCAAUUAAGAGAUGUGCUGAUGCAUAAUUUGUUUCGAGAAACUUCGGCCAAAUUGUCCGCGAUGUUGGAGAGUAUUUCAAAUAUUGCCGUCACAUGCGACUUGUGGACCUCAAGUGCAAAUGUAAACUUUAUAACCGUAACAUGCCACUUUCUUCAUGAGUAUACCAUGAAAACAGCAUCGUUAGCCACACGCAAGUUAAUUGACCCAACUAAUCACUCGGCUCAAAAUAUUGCAAACACCUUGCGAGAAAUACUAAACUUUUGGAAUGUUUACGAAAAAACUAUUUGCAUCGUUACAGACAAUGCCAGUGCAAUGCUAAAAGCGUGCGACUUAUUAAAUAUACGGAAUCUUCCAUGCUUUGCUCAUACCUUAAAUUUGGUUGUCCAAGAUGGACUCAAAUUGGAUAAAGACGAAGCAUUUAAGGCUUUAUUUACAAAAUAUAAAUUUGCUUACACCCUUUUACAAGAAAUGCCUACAAGGUGGAACAGUUUCUAUUACAUGAUACAACGAAUCCUGGCAACGCACGAAGCUAUUGCAACGGUUCUACUGUCCACUAAGCAUGCACCUCUUCCAUUUACGGCAGAAGAAAUAAAUAUUCUAAAAGAUAUUGAAAAAAUAUUGUCAUUUUUCCAUCAAAUUAGUGAAAGAAUUUGUGGCGGAACGUAUGUGACAAUUUCAUUAAUUAUACCUUUGACAUAUGGCCUGUACCGAAAAAUACUAAGUCUAUCACCACAAUUGCAAACUCAGGAAGGAGAGACAAUGAAAAAUAUAUUAUUGGAGUCCAUUUCAAAACGGCUGUCUACGAACGAGGAACGAAUUGUGACGAGAAUAGCAACAAUAAUAGAUCCGAGGUUUAAAAGAGAUGGAUUUCAGCAAAUUGUGAAUGCUGAGGAAGCAGAAAAACUUUUGGAAAAUGAAUUGGUGAAUUGCACUAGUGAGGAAAUCCCCAUCAACGCCGAUUUGGACCUCAGCACCAAGACGCAGGACUCCUUCCUUGAUUUCUUAGAUCACCGUGCCAACGAUAAACGUGGAAAUGCGCACUCUAAUGCCAUAAUCGUCAAGCGGCAGUAUUUGGAGAGAGCUCUAGCUCCUCAAGAUAUGGAUCCCCUAUUAUGGAUUAAGGUGAAAUUAAAUAAUUAA
Molecule: messenger RNA, 2034 nt
Organism: Anastrepha ludens (Mexican fruit fly)
Lineage: Eukaryota; Metazoa; Arthropoda; Insecta; Diptera; Tephritidae
Product: E3 SUMO-protein ligase ZBED1-like
Exons: 4
Coding region: 1-2034 (677 amino acids)
Molecular function (GO): DNA binding
Source: RefSeq, a predicted model, not a curated record